GGGCGGGCACCAGGCUCGGAGAAGCGGGAACCCUGUCCCCAGGGCUGGUGGCCAGGAGCCGGCUGAGACCCUAGGACGUGCUCAGGCCGCAGCGAGAGCGCGUGCGCCCCCACGACCACCCUUCAACCUCGCCCCCAGCCCCCGCUGCCCAGGCGCCCAGGAGGCUGGAGGGGCGUGGCUUUCUGGUGGGGGCGUGGCUAGCGCGCAGGCUCUGCUGGCUCGGGGCGACUGAGGCGGAGCGGGCAGGACGCCUGGGACGGCGGAGGCUCGAGCGCGCCAGGUCAGCCUCAGCUGUCUGCAGGCUGUUGGGGAGACUCGGUUCCCUGAGUGACAUCUGAGGAGCAACCGCAGAGGAUGGCCCAGGUCCUGCAUGUGCCCGCCCCAUUCCCAGGAACCCCUGGUCAGGCUUCGCCAGCGGCCUUCCCCGGCAAGGAGCCAGACCCGCCAUACUCAGUGGAGACGCCCUAUGGCUACCGCCUGGACCUGGACUUUCUGAAGUACGUGGAUGACAUCGAGAAGGGCCACACACUGCGCAGGGUGGCGGUGCAGCGCCGGCCGCGCCUGGGUUCCCUGCCACGGGGCCCGGGCUCCUGGUGGACAUCCACAGAGUCGCUGUGCUCUGACGCCAGUGGGGACAGCCGGCACUCGGCCUACUCCUACUGUGGCCGCGGCUUCUACCCACAGUACGGAGCCUUGGAGAGCCGCAGCGGCACCAACCCACGCGUGGAGCGCACGCUGCUGGAUGCGCGGCGCAGGCUGGAGGACCAGGCGGCUGCCCCGUCGUCCGGUGGCCUGGGCUCCCUGACACCCAGUGCCGCGGGCUCCACCAGCUCCCUGGCAGGCGUGGGCCUGCUGCCCCCCACGCCGCGCAGCUCGGGCCUGUCCACCCCGGUGGCACCCAGCGCUGGUCACCUGGCCCACGUGCGCGAACAGAUGGCCGGGGCCCUGCGCAAGCUGCGCCAGCUGGAGGAGCAGGUCAAGCUGAUCCCCGUGCUCCAGGUGAAGCUGUCGGUGCUGCAGGAGGAGAAGAGACAGCUCACGGUGCAGCUCAAGAGCCAGAAGUUUCUAGGUCACCCCUCAGGGACACGGAGCCGGAGCGAGCUCUGCCUGGACCUUCCCGAGGCCCCCGAUGACCCCGCUGCGCUAGAGACCCGUUCGGUGGGCACCUGGGUUCGAGAACGGGACUUGGGCAUCCCAGAUGGUGAAGCCGCUCUGGUAGCUAAAGUGGCCGUGUUGGAGACCCAGCUCAAAAAAGCCCUGCAGGAGCUGCAAGCCGCUCAGACCCAGCAGGCCGCCCUCCAGCCCCAGGCCUGGCCACCUCCAGACAGCCAGGUCCGCAUGGACACCGUGCGAGUGGUGGAAGGUCCCCGGGAAGUGGAGGUAGCAGCCAGCACGGCAGCCGGUGCCCUUGCACAGCGAGCCCAGAGUCUGGAACCCUACGGAGCAGGGCUGAAGGCCCUGGCCGCAUCGGGGGGACCAGAGAACACCCUCGUGUUCCGAAGUCACGAGGUGGUGGAGACCAUGUGUCCACAGCCGACCACCACCUCCAACAACACGCACACAGCCAAGAAGAUCAGCAUUACAGAACGGAGCUGCAUUGGUGCGGCCGGGAGGACAGAGCCUUCCUCCUCUAGUCCACGCCCUGCUGCAGUCUCCGAGAUACAGCCUGAGAGCCCUGCCCCAGCUGCCCAGGACACCACUGACAGGAAGCCCACCAGGCCAGCAGCAUCACAGGACUCACAAGCGGCUGAGGGGACAGACAGAACCUCCGUGGGGGUCCAGUCUACCAUGAAGAGGAAAGAGGACUCUGCAGACCCUGAAGUCCCCCAGAGGAACCUCCAGUUUGUGGGAGUCAAUGGCGGGUAUGAGUCCUCCUCGGAAGAUUCCAGCACAGCAGAAAACUCCGAACACGAGAGCACCGAGAACGAGGGGCCGGAGCCCCCGGCCAGGGUUCUGAGCACAGCUGGAUGCCCUCAGCCCAGGCCUCCGGGGCCUGCAGUGGCCAAGGCCAGUCUGGAGGGGCGCCAGCAUGCCCAGGAAUGCCAGCGCGUGCCUGCAGCUGAGGUGGCACCAGGACCCGACCCCGAGGAGGAAAUCCGGAUGGACCUGAGCCCUGACCUCAUAUCAGCCUGCUUGGCCCUGGAGAAAUACUUGGAUAACCCCAAUGCCCUCACGGAGCGAGAACUGAAAGUGGCCUACACCACGGUGCUUCAGGAGUGGCUGCGACUGGCCUGCCGCAGUGACGCGCACCCUGAGCUCGUGCGGCGACAUCUGGUCACCUUCAGGGCCAUGUCUGCCCGGCUGCUGGACUACGUGGUCAACAUCGCUGACAGCAAUGGUAACACUGCCCUGCACUACUCCGUGUCACACGCCAACUUCCCUGUGGUGCGGCAGCUGCUGGACAGCGGCGUCUGUCAGGUGGAUAAACUGAACCGUGCUGGCUACAGCCCUGUCAUGCUCACCGCCCUGGCCACUCUGAAGACCCAGGACGACAUUGAGACCGUCCUUCAGCUCUUCCGGCUUGGAAAUGUCAACGCCAAAGCCAGCCAGGCUGGACAGACGGCCCUGAUGCUGGCUGUCAGCCACGGGCGGGUGGACGUGGUGAAGGCGCUGCUGGCCUGUGAGGCGGAUGUCAACGCACAGGACGAGGACGGCUCCACGGCCCUGAUGUGUGCGUGUGAGCACGGACACAAGGAGAUCACCGGGCUCCUGCUGGCUGUGCCUAGCUGCGACAUCUCACUCACGGACCGCGACGGGAGCACAGCCCUGAUGGUGGCCCUGGACGCUGGGCAGAGCGAGAUCGCAUCGAUGCUGUACUCACGCAUGAACAUCAAGUGCUCCUUCGCUCCCAUGUCAGACUACGACAGUCCGGCUUCGUCUUCAGCUGAGGAGUGACUACAGGGAGGACCAGUGAAUCCCCCAGGACCCACCAGCCGCCCAGCAAACCUUCCGUCCUCCUCCCUCCUCCCUUUCUGCCUCGCCCUCCUUCAGGCCUGUUCACACCCCCUGCCCUUCCCUAAGGGAGCUCAGACAUCCUUCUAUCAGACUCCCGGCUCCAGGAGGGCUUUCCCAGCAGCCUGGGUUCAAACCCGUUCAAGUCUCCUCCCAGUUGGCACCAGUUGACGACUCCCUCCCGGGUGUGGGUUUCUUGUAAAGAUGUGGAGAACAAUCAGCCGGCAAUUAAGGGAGGAGUGGGGGCAAGCAGGAAAAUACUGUAUUCUUGAGUCAUUGUUAGGGGAUGGGAGGGGUCAGAAUUCAGUUGCUAAAUUUGAAUGUCACUGGAAUGUCACUGUGCCCUUUGUCCCCCCCUUCACUACAGCAGGUCUCCACAAAGCCCUUUGUCACCUCAUUUCAUUGUCUUUGUACAAUAGGGUCUGGUCCACUGCCCUCCACCUCCAGACAGCUUCUUUAGGGACAGGGAUGUCUCUUGUGAUUGCUUCACAAAAUAAGACUCUGCAAUCCCUCAGCUAUCUGCCUCCAGCCAGAACGCAGUGCUUUCAGUGUCACACACACACACACACACACACACACACACACACACGCACGGGGCUUGUCACCCUGCAGCUGAUGUUCUGGUGGGUCCUGUGACUUGGAAAUGACCAGCUUACAAGAAGUUAUGCCUCCCUCCCCAUUCCCACAGGGAGGGCUUGGGAGAGGAGAAUGCUCCUAGAAAAACUUUCAGACCUACAGACAAAAAAGAAAAAAGCCCAUUCCGGAGUGGCUCCCAGCACCGCAGCCCAGAACCUCCCUCCUCAGAGGAGAGUAAACAGAGGAUAUGAGGCUUACUGACCAAGUCGCGCGCUCGCUCGCUUGCUCCGAGGCCCAUGUGUUCCUGAUUAAGAGCUGGCUGGCCUCAGAACACUCCCAGAACUAGCUUAAAGUGACAGGCUUUGCUGAAAUCCAAAGGGACAAAUGAGUAGUUUUAUGUUUGUGUGUUUGUUUUUAAUGCCCCAGAGCUCCUGCUGGUGACAGGGCACAGACAGGCUGCGAUUUUUCUCUUCCUGGGUUUCCGUUCUGUUCCCAGAAGCUCAGCGUGGUUCAUGGAGGGGUUUUGUUGUUGUUUUUCCUUUGUUUCUUUUCUUCAUAAGAAAAAGGAAAACUUCUAAAUGUGCCUUGUGAUAGGGGAGGUCAUGUCCCCUCAGGUCUCCCUGUCUUAUCCAGGUCACAGCUGGACCCACUGGGCCUUGGAGCCAAACCUCAGCAGGGCAGCGUUGAGGCUCUUGGACUAAAGGAAAGUGUUUGCUUCUCUUCUAGACAAGUAGGUCUCUUGGUUUGAUGGAGUCUUACUCCGCUUGAGUUUUGUAGAAGGGACCUGUCUAAGGCAUAGAGGCUUGGUUGGCAUGAGAAGAGAAGAUGGACGGAUGGAUGGACAGACGGAUGGGUGGAUGGACUUAUGGGUGGAUGGUGGGUGGACAGAUAAAUGGAUGGAUGGAUGGGCGGAUGGGUGGACAGAUAGAUGAAUGGGUGGAUGGAUGGGUGGACAGAUAGAUGAAUGGGUGGAUGGGUGGACAGAUAGAUGAAUGGGUGGAUGGACGGAUGGGUAGAUGAAUGGACAGAUAGAUAAAUGGAUGGAUGGAUGGAUGGAUGGAUGGGUGGAUAGAUAGAUGAAUGGGUGGAUGGAUGAAUGGGUGGAUGGACGGAUGGACGGAUGGGUGGAUGGGUGGAUGGACGGAUGGGUAGAUGAAUGGGCAGAUAGAUAGAUGGAUGGAUGGAUGGAUGGAUGGAUGGAUGGACGGAUGAGCGGAUGGGUGGAUGGACGGAUGGGUGGAUGGAUGGGUGGGUGGAUGGAUGGAUGAGCAGAUGGGUGGAUGGACAGAUGGGUGGAUGGACGGAUGGGUGGAUGGAUGGGUGGGUGGGUGGAUGAGUGUGGGGGGUGGAUGAAUAAAUGAAUGUUGGAUGAGAAGCUGGGUGGGCUGGGGGAUGGAUAUCAUGAUGGAGUCUUUGCACGUGUAUAAAAGAGAAAACCAAACCACAGGACAGCUGCUGCUGUCUCCGGAUGCUCACAGCCUAGGACACAUGUGAAAGGCCAUGUGUGCUCUGAGCUGAGCCCUGAGUUCUAGCCUUGUAGCCAGAAAGGGAGUUUAUUUAAGGUUCUGGAAGCAUCAGCUAUGACCCCGAAGCACACGCUCCUCAGCAAAGCCCCUGUCUGUUUCUGCCACUGCUGUUUUCUGUGUCUGUGUGGGGGCCUCCAGGGCCAAACGCCGGUCUUUCCUCCCCUUCCCUGUAUACUGUGUUAUUUCUACUCUGUGACCACGGUACGUCCAUGAAGACAGUGUUACACGUAAAUGAAGUAUUCUUUUCUUGUAAUCAUGUUUUAGAAAGUAAAACGACUUAAUAAAGCUACAAAGCUGA
Apodemus sylvaticus (European woodmouse) is the source of this 5352-nucleotide messenger RNA. It is a transcript of the gene Kank2, whose product is annotated as KN motif and ankyrin repeat domains 2. Gene Ontology annotation, biological process: negative regulation of intracellular estrogen receptor signaling pathway; negative regulation of cell population proliferation; negative regulation of G1/S transition of mitotic cell cycle. The transcript is spliced from 12 exons. Gene Ontology annotation, cellular component: cytoplasm. NCBI's taxonomy places the organism in Eukaryota, Metazoa, Chordata, Mammalia, Rodentia, Muridae. The coding region runs from base 355 to 2895 and encodes 846 amino acids. Gene Ontology annotation, molecular function: protein binding. The record is from RefSeq and is a predicted model, not a curated record.